UGGGCGGGAGGCGCAGCUCUCAACAAACAAGAGUGUAGCGAGAGAGAAAAACACUCUGAUCUUUAUCUUUAGACAUUUUGUUGGUUUUGAGGCACUUUAGAAAAUGUGUCAGUGCCAGCAGAGUGGGGGCUUAUAGCUCUCCAGCAGAUUCAUGGAAAAGCGUUAACGUAGCCGGUAAGGAAUAGCCGUGGGGUGAAACCAGAGACCUCUCUGCCUGAGCCGCGGAGGCUUGUGGCAACCAAUUGGAGGAGUGACUUGUACCAAGUGACAGCUGAGUCAGUGGGAUCUUUGUUGGAGGAAGAGUUGUUAGCGCCGAGUGAGAUUGUCUUUUGUUUUCAUAUAUCUAUAUAUAUUACAUGCAUGUGUCUGUUUAUGUAUGCACUUUGAAAAAAUGGCGACAAGAGUAGGCGGAGGGUACCCCAUGAACCCAGGGAGCCCCCUGAAUCCUUCCUUGGGGGUGAUGCCAGGACAAGCGGUCAGGAUGCCACUAAACCUCCAGCAGCAAUCUCCAGUCUUCCGGACGAUGGGUCCCGGCGGCGCUUACAACCGAGGAGGGAUGCCACCAGGAGCUCGCAUGGGAAUGCCAGGAAUGCAGAUGAGCAUGCCAUCUGGCUCAUCUUUCAUGGGCAACCCUUCCAUGAGACCAGGUAUUCCGCAGCCAAUGAUGGACCCGUUCCGGAAACGUCUGCUUCCACAGCAGCAGCCUCCACAGUUGAUGCAGAAUCGUGGGAGAGGUGUCAAGAGACGAAAGAUGGCUGACAAAAUUCUACCACAAAGGAUCCGAGAACUUGUCCCAGAAUCCCAAGCUUACAUGGACCUCUUAGCUUUUGAGCGCAAACUGGAUCAGACAAUAAUGAGGAAACGGCUGGAGAUUCAAGAGUCUAUGAAGAAACCCUUAAUGCAAAAGCGUAAACUAAGGAUCUACAUCUCUAACACCUUUGCUCCUGCCAAGCCGGAGGGCGAUGAAGGAGAAACUGUUGCAUCAUGGGAGCUUCGGGUAGAAGGAAAGCUACUUGACGAUCCUGGAAAAGUGAAAAGGAAAUUCUCAUCCUUUUUCAAGAGUCUAGUUAUCGAAUUGGACAAAGAUCUUUAUGGACCAGACAAUCACUUAGUGGAGUGGCACCGAAUGCCUACAACUCAGGAGACAGAUGGCUUUCAGGUGAAGAGACCAGGAGAUGUGAAUGUGAAGUGUACCCUGCUAUUGAUGCUGGACCACCAGCCCCCACAGUAUAAACUGGAUGCCAGGUUGGCACGAUUGCUGGGUGUCCACACGCAGACACGGGCAAAUAUCAUGCAGGCACUGUGGCUGUACAUCAAGAAGAACAAGCUGCAGGAUAGCCAUGAAAAAGAAUACAUCAACUGCAAUCGCUACUUCAAACAGAUCUUUAACUGCAUGCGAAUGAAAUUCUCUGAAAUUCCGAUAAAGUUGGCUGGUCUCCUGCAGCACCCAGAUCCCAUCAUUAUUAAUCACAUGAUUAGUGUGGAUCCUAAUGAUCAGAAGAAAACUGCAUGUUAUGACAUUGAUGUUGAAGUUGAUGACCCUUUGAAGAGUCAGAUGAACAACUUCCUCCUUUCAACAACCAACCAGCAGGAAAUCGCAGUGUUGGAUAUUAAGAUUCAUGACACAAUUGAAUCUAUCAAUCAGUUGAAGAUCCAACGUGACUUUAUGCUGAGCUUCAGCAACCACCCACAGGAGUUCAUCCAAGACUGGAUAAAGUCCCAAUGUCGAGACUACAAGAUUAUGACGGAUGUCAUUGGAAAUCCAGAAGAGGAGAGAAGGGCUGAGUUUUAUCAUGAACCAUGGACACAGGAAGGGGUCGGACGAUUCAUCUUCUCGAAGGUAUAAGGAAUAUUGAUCACAAUGAUACAUUUUUGUCUUCAUUGGCUGCAAAGGCUAUGCAGGCAAUUCUUGGAUUGCGGAUAGGUUCCAUUCUGGAGUCCUUUCGCAUGCUGAGUCAUAUGCAAGUCUGAACAGAGUGCAGAACAAUAUAAAGCAGCCAUUCAUAAAUACAGAAAAUGUUCAAUAUUGGGUCUUUGACAUUACAGCAUUGUAUGAGAUUGUGUUCAUAAGUACAAGUGUUCGUAAGUCGGCCAUUUGUAAAUCGGAGAUGCCCUGUACAAUGGAGUAAUGUGAAAUUUGUAUGCCUGUUAGCUUAUGUCUCAAGUUGCUGAUGUUUCAAUUUAGUGUUGAGUCAAUAGUACUGCCUUCCAAAACUCCAGAUCCACAAAAUUCAACCAGUGCACAGAAGCAAAAUAAGACAAAAUAUUAUGGAAAGCUGAUAUGGCCAUAAUAAAAAGAAAUGCUGGAAAUGGUCAAUAGGUCAGACAAAAUAUGGAAAAUAAAGCAGACUUAAAGUUUCAGAUGAUCUUUCCUCAGAAUUAGAUUCAUGAAAUGUUAUCACAAGACCCGAUUGCUUGGAUCGGCAAGGCUGGAACCACAGGCACCCAAUUUGCUUCCAUGUUUGAGCAAACAACUUGUCAUAAUCGGUUGUUUCCUCGUACCACAUUAAUAUCUGUUUUCUCCUGUCUCUGAACAACAUUGGGUAGG
Messenger RNA from Rhincodon typus (whale shark), 2548 nucleotides. Its product is annotated as SWI/SNF-related matrix-associated actin-dependent regulator of chromatin subfamily D member 2-like. Gene Ontology annotation, biological process: regulation of transcription by RNA polymerase II. The record is from RefSeq and is a predicted model, not a curated record. The transcript has 13 exons. Gene Ontology annotation, cellular component: SWI/SNF complex; nucleus. Bases 377 to 1846 code for a protein of 489 amino acids. NCBI's taxonomy places the organism in Eukaryota, Metazoa, Chordata, Chondrichthyes, Orectolobiformes, Rhincodontidae.